GCAUUCUUCCCCCUCACCUCCUCUGGCCUGACUGACCCACCAGCCCAUCACCAUGAACUACCUCCGCCGGCGCCUGUCAGACAGCAGCUUUGUGGCCAACCUCCCCAACGGCUACAUGAUGGAUCUGCAGAGGCCGACCCCUCCAGGUUCAUCCACUUCCUCUCCUGCCUCCCCGGCCACAGAGAGGCGGCAGCCCCCGAGCAUCCCGAGUCAGACCCAGGCCUCGGGCCCAACCUCGGGCCCAACCUCGGGCUCAGCCUCAGGCUCGACUUCGGGCCCGGGGAGCUUCCUCAGCUCCUUCUCCAGCGUGGUGAAGAGUGCUCAGAUGGCCCAGAACGUCGCUGCUGCUGCACACGCCAAAUCAGCAGCUGCUGAAGGAGCCCCAACAGGAAACAGUCAGCCACCCAAACCUGUCAUACGCAAGCCCAAGAUCCUGCUGGUCAUCGACGAUCAACACACAGACUGGGCGAAGUAUUUUCGAGGGAAGAAGCUGAACGGAGAAUAUGAGAUCCGGGUGGAACAGGCGGAGUUCUCAGAGAUCAACCUGGCCUCCUACGUUAACUCUGGAUGUAUGGUGGACAUGCAGGUCAACAAAGGUGGCACCAAAGUGGUCAGGUCCUUCAAGCCAGACUUCGUCCUGAUCCGCCAGCACGCCUACAGCAUGGUCCCCGGUGAGGACUUCAGGAACCUUGUGAUCGGCUUGCAUUUCGGCGAUGUCCCGAGCAUCAACUCUCUCUUCUCCAUCUACAACUUCUGCAGCAAACCUUGGGUGUUUUCUCAGAUGAUUAAGCUCUACCACUCCCUCGGUCCUGAGAAAUUCCCCCUGAAUGAACAAACCUUCUAUCCCAACCACACGCAGAUGGUUACAACUCCUACCUACCCUGUGGUGGUCAAGAUGGGCCACGCCCACGCUGGCAUGGGAAAGAUCAAAGUUGAAAACCAACAGGACUUCCAGGACAUCACCAGCGUGGUGGCUCUGGCCGGGACCUACGCCACCACCGAGCCCUACGUUCAGUCCAAGUACGAUAUCCGCAUCCAGAAGAUCGGCAACAACUACAAGGCAUACAUGAGAACGUCCAUCUCUGGGAACUGGAAGGCUAACACGGGCUCUGCCAUGUUGGAACAGAUUGCAAUGACUGACAGAUAUCGGCUGUGGGUGGACUCCUGCGCUGAGAUGUUUGGUGGCCUAGACAUCUGUGCGGUGAAGGCCGUCCACGGAAAAGAUGGCAACGACUAUAUCAUCGAGGUGAUGGACAGCUCCAUGCCUCUGAUUGGUGAGCAUGUGGAAGAAGAUAAACAGCUGAUCACAGAGCUGAUCAUCAACAAGAUGGCCCAGGUGCUGCUGGGAGUUUCCACACCUCAGCCUUCCUCUGUCAAGACCACACAGCCCAGACGAGGGGGACACCGCUCUGCUUCCGCCUCUCCCUCCCAGUCAGCCCAGGGUUCACCUCAGCGAGCCCGAUCAGCCACCACCUCGCCCAGCCAGGCCUUCCAGCCUGGUCCCAUCCCUGCCUCCUCUGGACCUGGAGCUCAGAAACAGUCCCCACAGCUGAACAAAUCCCAGUCGCUGACCAACACCUUCACGGAGACGUUGCGAGGAACCGUGACCGACGACGAGGCCAAAGCUGAGACCAUCCGCAGCCUCCGACAGUCCUUUGCCAGCCUCUUCUCCGACUAAAGGCCUCCCCACAAGCUUCCUUUUCCUGUCAGUUGUCAGGUUCGAAAAAAAAAAAAUCCUGACUGGUUAAUCUGUUAUGGAGUCUCCGUCCUCUUUAGAGCCUCAGCUUCCUGUUCCUUCGCUUUCCUUCUCCCUGUUUGUGAAGUUUAACACCUAGUGCAACCCGCUUUCCUCGCACUUAUCAGGACUUUAUCACUAGAAAGGCCAGUAGGACGUUGACUAGAAGAACAUUUAAAAGCUGACAUAUUCACAUACUGGAGAUUUUAAGAGAUGGAUGUCAGUGCAGGUGCAGAAUCAAACCAAAUCCCAUUCAAAUUUACUCAAUUUUUACUUGAUGGUCUUGGGCCGUUUCCUCUUUGCUGUUCAUGCCAGUCUUUUCUCACAUCCACACUACAUAACAGCAAUGCAGCGAUUAUGUAAGAGGACUGAGACAUUACGAGGCAUCUUGAUGCUGUAAUUUGGGGUGUUUAAAGCUGAAAAAGAAUUGAAAAUCAUCAGUAAUGAAAUGUGAAUGCCCCCGAGGGUUGAGAUCAGCAGUCAGCUGAUGGCAGCUUGGCCUUUCUAGAGGUAAAUAAUUAUAGUAAAUAAUUAUAAUCUAACCCAUACUGCUUGGUGUAUAGUCGUUAUUCUGCGUUCUGUUUGUUCAGCCAGUGAAACUACUUAUUAUUAGGUCACAUCGAUUAGUUUUUUUAUAUACUUUUAUUUACAAAAUUAAAUUAAUUUGAAUUAUUUGAAUUGACUCACAGCUUCCAAACUGUUUGCAGAUGUCUACGGCAAUAUUCUUUUCUGAAACUGUUCCACUUAACUCUUAAGAAAUGUACUGAAUCCUCACGGUUCACCAGCGAUUUUGAGCAUCUUGCCAGCAGCCGCAUUUCUCAGACAUCCAUGUGCUGUAGACACACAUUGGCUUACGUAGUGACUCCUUUACCUAACAUUACCAAAGUGCUUUUUACUAAAAACAGAAAAAGUCCCCCCUGCAAUGGGUCAAGAAAACAGUCACACAGCAAACCAACCUUUGAGCUUGUGAUUUCACAAGGUGCAAACGCUGUACUGACUUACAGCCAUCGUCUUCCAUCACAGCCCAGAUCUUCCCCUGCAAUUCUUUUUUUUUCUUCUUAAUGUUUUGUGCUUUGUGAAUAGUACUAUGGUGUAUUUCCUGUGGGGGAUUUGUAUCAUAACUAUUACUGCUAUGUGUCAAAACAAACAGUGAGGAUGUAAUAGUUUGAGACUUUUAAUGUGCUUAAAUUUGAGACUGAGACAGAAAAGGUUUGGUUGUAUAACAUCACAUUUUGAAUCUUUAUUGUCUUUUAUUCUCUACAAUCAAUAUUAGAUCGGAUUGUAGAUACUUUAUAAUCAAUCUUUUUUUUUUUGGUGACAAGGUGUGUUUGCAACAUCUGCAGUGGUAGCAAAGCAGAGAUCCUCUUCCAUCAUUCAUCCUGCUUUGGAGCUGCAUGUCAAUGUUUAGUGAAUGUUGUACGUAGAGUCCAAUUAGUAUUUUCUAACAGAAAACCAACACAAGUUCAUGAUUUUAAGUAUUCUGUUUCCUGGAAAGGACAAUGUAGUUUGAUGUAAAUCACACUGAAAAUAUAGACUACGUUCUGAGAAAGUACUCAUGGCAUUGUUAUCCAGAACCAGGAAAUAUUUUUGUUUAUAAGCCGUUGUUUACUUCCCAAGGAAUUUCCUUUAACUGCUCUAAAGAUGGGAUGUGUCAUUCCAAUUUAAUUACUAAAAACAUUGACAAAUCUAUAUAGUUUUAAUCUAUGGAAAUAUUCAUUUAUUUGAUGGAAACCUAUCUGUGGGUUCAAAUGUUCUUACUAAAAACUAAUAGAAGUUUUUUUUUAUCUAUUUGAAAGUGUGCAAACUAAAUGCUGUCGGUUUUCUUUAUAACUAGCAUCAAAUUACAUUUCUGGUAAGUGAGAGCCUCCACGGUGCAACAGUUUGUUGCAUCAGGCUUACAGGAAGAGAUUGACUGUAUAUUUGGCUUUCCAUGCAGCGCACAAUCACAAUCAAAUAAUCAGAAAAUGGCUCUUUGUGCAGGAAAUGAUCGAACCGUCUAAUAGUUGGUUCAGAAAUAAUCCGCGCUACAAACUGAAUAAGCCUAUAUGUGUUUCUUUCUACCAUUUCAUUUAUUGGGGCCUGGACAAAAACUAAAAUUGCAAUCCAUAUUCCAUCCUGUUUUUGUCCAAAUACCCCAAACAGAAAUAUCAAUGCGACUGCAGUGGGUUUUUUACAAAUAGGACAUCUGUGGGCAGUAUGCAGUAGUUAAAAUGGACCUGUCAU
Morone saxatilis (striped sea-bass) is the source of this 3958-nucleotide messenger RNA. Its product is annotated as synapsin-3-like. Gene Ontology annotation, biological process: neurotransmitter secretion. The record is from RefSeq and is a predicted model, not a curated record. Gene Ontology annotation, molecular function: ATP binding. The transcript is spliced from 13 exons. The coding region runs from base 53 to 1678 and encodes 541 amino acids. Lineage: Eukaryota; Metazoa; Chordata; Actinopteri; Moronidae. Gene Ontology annotation, cellular component: synaptic vesicle; synaptic vesicle membrane.